CGCAGCCUACGCGGGUCAGGAUCCUCCCCUGCCGGCUAGUGGGCCGCGCCUUUGCAGCCUGCGGGCCGCGAACCUGACCCCUUCUCUUCAUAUCCGGAUCCGGGCUCCUCCCCCCAAGACCGGGAUUCCGUUCCGGACUCCUCCCCCCCCCCCCAGGACCGCCCAUCCGGCCUCUACUCUCCUAAUAUUUGGACUCUGACCCGUUCUCCCUGAUUCCGCUGAUCCUGGCCUAAGAACCCAUAUUCAGACCUGAAAACACUGAGUUGACUUCUCCUUUGCCAAGGACUCGGGCCACCUCUCCCACGGUUCCCAGCCUGGGAAAAGAUGGCCUCACUGCCCCGCAGAGGCCUGGUCCGACCCCUGCUCUGGGGCCUAAGUCUCUUUCUGAGCCUCCCAGGCCCCGUCUGGCUCCAGCCCUCUCCACCUCCCCAGUCCUCGCCCCCAACUGAGCUCCAUCCAUGUCACACCUGCCGCGGACUGGUCGACAGCUUCAACAAGGGCCUGGAGAGAACAAUCCGGGACAAUUUCGGAGGUGGAAAUACUGCCUGGGAGGAAGAGAAGUUGUCCAAAUACAAAGACAGUGAGACCCGCCUGGUGGAGGUGCUCGAGAGCGUGUGCGGCAAGUCGGACUUUGAGUGCCACCGCCUGCUAGAGCUGAGUGAGGAGCUGGUGGAGAGCUGGUGGUUUCACAAGCAGCAGGAAGCCCCAGACCUCUUCCAGUGGCUCUGCUCAGAUUCUCUGAAGCUCUGCUGCCCCUCGGGCACCUUCGGGCCCUCCUGCCUUCCCUGUCCUGGGGGCGCAGAGAAGCCCUGCGGUGGCCACGGGCAGUGUGAAGGGGAAGGGACUCGAGGGGGCAGCGGGCACUGUGACUGCCAGGCCGGCUAUGGGGGCGAGGCUUGUGGCCAGUGUGGCCUCGGCUACUUUGAGGCAGAGCGCAACGCCAGCCAUCUGGUAUGUUCGGCUUGUUUCGGCCCCUGUGCCCGCUGCUCAGGACCUGAGGAGUCCAACUGUUUACAGUGCAAGAAGGGCUGGGCCCUGCAUCACCUCAAGUGUGUCGACAUCGACGAGUGUGGCACAGAGCGAGCCAGCUGUGGACCCGACCAGUUCUGUGUGAACACAGAGGGCUCCUACGAGUGUCGAGACUGUGCCAAGGCCUGCCUGGGCUGCAUGGGCGCAGGGCCAGGCCGCUGUAAGAAAUGUAGCCCUGGCUACCAGCAGGUGGGCUCCAAGUGUCUCGACGUGGACGAAUGUGAGACAGAGGUGUGUCCCGGAGAGCACGAGCAGUGCGAGAACACCGAGGGCAGUUACCGCUGUGUCUGUGCCGAGGGCUACAAACAGAUGGAGGGCGUUUGUGUGAAGGAGCAGAUCCCAGAGUCGGCAGGCUUCUUCUCGGAGAUGACAGAGGACGAGCUGGUGGUGCUGCAGCAGAUGUUCUUCGGGGUCAUCAUCUGUGCCCUGGCCACGCUAGCUGCCAAGGGCGACUUGGUGUUUACCGCCAUCUUCAUUGGGGCUGUGGCCGCCAUGACUGGCUACUGGCUGUCGGAGCGCAGUGACCGCGUGCUGGAGGGCUUCAUCAAGGGCAGAUAAUCCCUGUCACAUCCGCAGGAUCUCCUCCCACCCAGGCUGCCCCCAGAGGUCAGGCCCCUUUCCUGCCUGGACACUUGAGGCAGCUCGCUGUAUUUUUGAGUGGGGUCCACACCACACCUCACACCUGGGCAGGUGAGGCCCUUGGGGUGAACAAGUAGCCCGAAAUACGGAUGCCAUGAGAUCUUGGCCUGGGGGAACUGGGCAGGCUUCACAACGCGUGUGAAUUUUUAAAAAGAAAAGUAUUUCCUUGUGGCGGCUGCUAAUGGGCUUUGGCCCCUGCCCAUGAUGGGGGGCAGGGGGGGCCCUCUGGGGGGGGGGCCCAUUGCAGCCUCCUCCUGUCAGCUGCAUGCCAGCUCCCGGCUGUACCCCUGCCCCUCAGCCACAGGUUAUUUAUUCAUCUCAGGAAAUAAAGGUCUUGGAAAACAAGAGAA
This is a messenger RNA of Hyaena hyaena (striped hyena), 2018 nucleotides long. RefSeq names its product cysteine rich with EGF like domains 1 (gene CRELD1). Gene Ontology annotation, molecular function: calcium ion binding. NCBI's taxonomy places the organism in Eukaryota, Metazoa, Chordata, Mammalia, Carnivora, Hyaenidae. The transcript is spliced from 11 exons. The record is from RefSeq and is a predicted model, not a curated record. Bases 325 to 1587 code for a protein of 420 amino acids.